Messenger RNA from Trichoderma citrinoviride, 1500 nucleotides. RefSeq lists its product as hypothetical. Gene Ontology annotation, cellular component: mitochondrion; cytoplasm. Lineage: Eukaryota; Fungi; Ascomycota; Sordariomycetes; Hypocreales; Hypocreaceae. Gene Ontology annotation, molecular function: acetyltransferase activity; lipoic acid binding. The transcript has 2 exons. The record is from RefSeq and is a predicted model, not a curated record. Bases 1 to 1500 code for a protein of 499 amino acids.
AUGUUUCUGCAGCGAGGAUCAAGAGUGCUGCGACGGCAAUGGGGGGCUUCCAAGGCCAUGGGCAAGAUGGCCAUGGCGAAGAACAAGAACGCCAUGCCCGGCGCCCCGCGGUGGUUCUCCGAGUCGAGGAGGCUAUACGCCGUGAAGCCGGUGCUGCUGGCUGAUAUCGGCGAAGGCAUUGUCGAGUGUGAGGUGAUCCAGUGGUUCGUCGAGCCCGGCGCGCACGUCGAGGAGUUCUCGCCUCUGUGCGAGGUGCAGAGCGACAAGGCAUCUGUGGAAAUCACGAGCCGCUUCUCCGGCGUCGUCAAGAAGCUGUACUACGAGACGGGCGAGAUGGCCAAGGUGGGAAAGCCGUUUGUCGACAUCGACAUCGAGGGCGGGGCCGAAGCCGAGGACGCCGGUGCUCCCAAGGCGGCGGAUGUAAGCCAGGAGGCAGCAGCCUCGCCUUCAACACCAGCGCCAGAGUCACAGUCGUUGCAACAGGCUGAAGCUGGUGUGGUGGCGCAGGGACAGAGCCAGACGCCGAAGCCCAAGGGCAAGGCCGCAGCACUGGCGACGCCUGCGGUCCGACAUCUAUCCAAGGAGCUCAAGGUCGACAUCGCCGACAUUGACGGCACGGGCAGGGACGGCCGGGUUACAAAGGAGGACAUUUACAAGUUCGUGCAGCAGAGAGACGCCAGCGCCAGCGCAUCGGCUGCCUCGCAGUCUGCGUCCGCGCUGCCGCAGCAGCCGCCGCCACAGGCCCCCAGCGGCCAGCCCUCGGUGCAGACGGAGACGCGAGUCCAGCUCACCAACACGCAGCAUCAGAUGUUCAAGACGAUGACGCGGUCGCUCAGCAUCCCCCACUUCCUCUACUCGGACGAGGUCGACUUCACGAAGCUGGUCCAUCUCCGCGCCCGCCUCAACAAGGUCCUCGCCCAGACGCCGGCGGCGCCCGGCCAGGUGGCCAAGCUCUCUUACCUCCCCUUCAUCAUCAAGGCCGUCUCCAUGGCGCUGUACCAGUUCCCCAUCCUCAACUCGCGCGUCGAGAUCGACCCGGCCACCAACAAGCCUUCCCUCAUCAUGCGGUCCCUGCACAACAUCGGCGUGGCCAUGGACACCCCGCAGGGCCUGCUGGUGCCGGUCAUCAAGGACGUCGGCUCCCUCAACAUCCUGUCCAUUGCCGCGGAGCUCUCCCGCCUGCAGGGGCUCGCGGUCCAGGGCAAGCUGACGCCGGCCGACUUCUCGGGCGGCACCAUCACCGUCUCCAACAUUGGCAACAUUGGCGGCACGUACCUCAGCCCCGUCAUCGUCGAGCGCGAGGUGGCCAUCCUGGGCAUCGGCCGCAUGCGCACCGUGCCGGCCUUUGACGAGAAUGACAACGUGGUGAAGAAGCACGUGUGCAACUUCUCGUGGAGUGCCGACCACCGCGUCGUGGACGGAGCGACCAUGGCGCGGGCCGCCGAGGUGAUUCGCCGGGUGGCCGAGGAGCCGGACGUCAUGGUCAUGCACCUGAGAUGA